AUGAGUGGCAUUGAUGAUACGAGUCUUCCUGCUAUCAAGGACGUUGUUAUUGGCGAGACUAUAGGGCAAGGUGCUUUCGCAUGUGUGAAAAAUGCGUAUUUGAAGGUAGAUCCCAGUGUUGUUAUUGCUGUCAAGUUUGUUCACAUUCCGACGUGCAAGCAAUUUGGCUUAACGGAGAAAGAUGUGGUGGGAGAGAUCAUAUUACACUCGAAAUGCUGCAACCACGCCAACAUCUUACGUGUGAUAGACUGUAACAUUACCAGGGACCAUCUGUGGAUUGCCAUGGAGAUGGCAGAUGGCGGCGACCUCUUCGACAAGAUAGAGCCCGAUGUUGGGGUGGAUUACGAAGUGGCGCAGUUUUACUUCCAGCAGCUGGUCAACGCUAUCACGUACCUGCAUCUGGAGUGUCAUAUCGCACACCGCGAUAUCAAGCCGGAAAACAUCCUUCUGGAUAAGAAUGGGAAUUUGAAGCUGGCCGAUUUCGGCUUGGCGUCCCGCUUCAAACGUAGGGAUGGCACUCUUCGACUGUCAAGCGACCAGCGCGGAUCUCCGCAGUAUAUGGCGCCAGAGGUUCUGAUGGGCGUCAAGUAUCAUCCGGAAAAGACUGACGUGUGGUCUGUGGGAGUAUUAGUCUUUGUGCUACUGACUGGCGAAGUUCCGUGGGAACUGCCGAUACGAACAGAUGAAAACUUCGAAGAGUUUAUUCGAAACGAGGGGAAUAUUACCAUGGGGCGGUGGGCCAGCAUCGAAUUUAGGCACUUGAACCUGUUAAGAAAGAUUUUGCAACCAGACCCGUCUAAAAGGGCCACAAUUCAGGAUCUCCGGAAGCAUCCUUGGUUUCUAAAUCAGCUUAGCUUCGCAAACUCGGAAGGCCUGUGCAGCAACCCAGCCCUUCUGGCUAAGAAGCUAUUUUCCAAUUUGAGGGUAUCUCUGAGUGACGAUGAGUAUAUGAGGUUUACUCAGGAUCCUCUCACGGGCACUGGCCAAAGCAUCGACUUCCGAGCAACUCAGCCAGCUGACAGUGAUUACGCAGGGCUUCAGCACGACACACUGAAUCUGGACGCUGUAGGAUGCACACAGAAACCGUACACACAAAAUACUACAGAAUUGUUGAGGAAUGAUCUUACGACGUCUCAGAGCUCGCGAUGGACGCGAUUUAUCAACACGGACAUUGCAGCUUUACAGUUUUGCCACAAGAAUAAUCCCUCCUUCGCCUCACAGUUCAGGUUCAACCCUAUAAGAUUGACCAAGUUCUAUUCCGUACAGGAAAUGGAGGUUAUACUCCCGUUGUUCGAACAAGCCUUAAGAUUCGCAAAGAUAAACAUCAAACCGGACCUCCUCUCCGAUUUUUUGAACUUGAAGAGUUCGCUCGGCUACGAGGGAGUAUUUCCUCUAGUAAUAAAUAUACGAACACAAGACGCUCGAGGCUCAAAACUCAAUGGAGUCAUUAUAAUUAAGAUCGUUCGUGAAAAUCUGAAAAGCAUUAGCUUCGAAAGGAAAGCAGGUGAUCCUUUGGAUUGGAGGCGAUUAUUCAAAAAAGUAGCCCUAUUUUGCAGAGAAGUCAUUUUGGUUCCUGAUUGA
Molecule: messenger RNA, 1581 nt
Organism: Torulaspora globosa
Lineage: Eukaryota; Fungi; Ascomycota; Saccharomycetes; Saccharomycetales; Saccharomycetaceae
Gene: CHK1
Product: serine/threonine protein kinase CHK1
Exons: 1
Coding region: 1-1581 (526 amino acids)
Biological process (GO): protein phosphorylation; mitotic G2 DNA damage checkpoint signaling
Cellular component (GO): cytoplasm; site of double-strand break; nucleus
Molecular function (GO): ATP binding; protein kinase activity
Source: RefSeq, a predicted model, not a curated record